CUCAGCGGCCGCCCAGCGCCAAGCAGCAGAAAGAGGAGAGCAACAACCAGGAGAAGGAGAGCCUGCUGCGGGCGGGCGGCGAGGCGGAGGAGGGCGGCGAGGCGGGCGGCGGCGGAGCGGGGAGAAGGGAGUUCAUCGAGGCUCCGCCGCCCAAGGUGAACCCCUGGACGAAGAACGCGGCCGCGCUGGCGGUCAACGGGCAGUCGCCUCCAGAUAUAUUUCCAGCUGAUGGCCAGUCUGAAAACACAACUCCUGCUAAAGUGGUGAGGGCUGCCAACCCGAGACAGCGCAAGGGAAGCAAGGUUGGUGACUUCGGUGAUGCUACAAAUUGGCCAACACCUGGAGAAAUAGCUCACAAGAGUGUCCAGCAGCCACACAAAGCACCAUCCCUCCGGAAACUGCCUAUCAAGAAAGACAUGAAAGAACAGGAGAAAGGGGAUGGAAGUGAUGGCAAAGAGAGCCUGAAAACCAAAUCAGAUGAGUCUGGUGAGGAGAAGAACGGUGACGAUGACAACCAGAAGUCAGCCCAGAAGAAGAAAGGCAACAAACACAAGUGGGUCCCUUUGCAGAUAGACAUGAAGUCAGAGGUGCCUCGGGACAAAACAGCCUCUCGGAACAACCGGCAAAAUGAGCAGCACAGGCACCUCUCCAACAACCGUGGCGAGCUGAAAGGCUGGCACCCAGACAACAAGCAUGAGCGCCCCUGGCAGGACCAUGAUGAGACCUCCAGUGUGAAGAGCGAGGGAGGAGCUGUACGAGGAGCCUUCCGGGGCCGAGGCAGGGGCCGUGGCAGGGGCCGUGGCCGGGGCAGAGGAGGGCACUUCGAUUACCAGUAUGGAUACCGAAAGUUUGAGGGCUCAGAUGGCUCCCGCACCCAGAAGUAUGCUAGCAACAUCACUUACUACUUUGACAACAUUAGCAGCACCGAGCUCUAUAGCGUGGACCAGGAACUGCUCAAGGACUACAUCAAGCGGCAGAUAGAAUAUUACUUCAGUGUGGACAACCUGGAGCGAGACUUCUUCCUGCGUCGCAAGAUGGACUCAGAUGGAUUCCUUCCCAUCACCCUGAUUGCCAGUUUCCACCGGGUACAGGCACUGACUACUGACAUCAGUCUCAUCAUUAAGGCUUUGAAGGACAGCAAGGUGGUGGAAAUUGUGGACCAGAAGAUCAGAAGAAAAGAGCAGCCAGAAAAGUGGGCUCUGCCUGGCCCUCCUAUGGCAGACUACACACAGACUGACUUCUCACAGUUCAUCAACUGCCCUGAGUUUGUGCCCCGGCAAAGCUUCCAGAAGGAGACAGAGUCUGCUCCUGGCUCCCCACGUCCCACCAGUCCAGUCCCCACAAAAACAGAGGAAGUCAGUAACCUGAAGACAAUGCCCAAGGGCCUGUCCACAAGCCUGCCCGACCUGGAUUCAGAGACGUGGAUUGAAGUGAAGAAGAGGCCUCGGCCCUCUCCAGCCAGGCCCAAGAAACCAGAGGAGUCAAAGACCCCACAGCAGCAGAAGCAAAAGGACCAAGAUGAACCCGAGGAGUUGGACUUCCUUUUUGAUGAGGAGAUGGAGCAGAUGGAUGGCCGCAAGAACACGUUCACCGACUGGUCAGACGAGGAUUCGGAUUACGAAAUUGAUGAUCGGGAUGUGAACAAGAUCCUCAUCGUGACUCAGACGCCUCCAUACCUACGCCGGCAUCCUGGUGGAGACCGGACUGGCAACCACACAUCCAGGGCUAAAAUGAGUUCAGAGUUGGCCAAGGUGAUCAAUGACGGGCUGUACUACUAUGAGCAAGACCUGUGGACAGAGCAGUUUGAGCCAGAGUACUCACAGAUCAAGCAAGAGGUGGAGAACUUCAAGAAGGUGAAUAUGAUCAGCAGGGAGCAGUUUGAUACUCUGACCCCAGAACCCCCCGUGGAUCCAAACCAGGAGGUCCCUCCUGGCCCCCCCAGGUUCCAGCAAGUACCUACAGAUGCUUUGGCUAACAAGUUGUUUGGAGUACCUGAACCUUCAACCAUCGCCCGAUCUUUGCCUACAACCGUACCAGAAUCACCCAACUACCGCAAUGCCAGGACCCCCAGGACCCCUCGCACACCUCAGCUGAAGGACCCUACACAGACACCCCGGUUCUACCCAGUGGUGAAGGAGGGCAGGACGAUAGAUGCCAAGACCCCACGGAAGAGGAAGACAAGGCACAGUUCAAACCCCCCAAUGGAGUGCCACGUGGGCUGGGUGAUGGACUCCCGGGAGCAUAGACCCCGAACUGCCUCCAUCAGCUCCAGCCCCUCUGAGGGAACUCCGGCCGUUGGAAGCUAUGGCUGCACCCCGCAGUCCCUGCCCAAGUUUCAGCAUCCUUCCCAUGAGCUGCUCAAGGAGAACGGCUUCACGCAACACGUCUACCACAAGUACCGUCGGCGCUGCCUUAAUGAGCGAAAGCGGCUGGGCAUUGGUCAGUCCCAGGAGAUGAACACGCUCUUCCGAUUCUGGUCCUUCUUCCUACGAGAUCACUUCAAUAAGAAAAUGUAUGAGGAGUUUAAGCAACUGGCUGUGGAGGAUGGGAAAGAGGGAUACAGGUAUGGUCUGGAGUGCCUUUUCCGAUACUACAGCUAUGGGCUGGAGAAGAAAUUCCGGCCAGACAUAUUUAAAGACUUUCAAGAAGAGACCAUCAAGGAUUAUGAAGCUGGCCAGCUCUAUGGGCUGGAAAAGUUCUGGGCCUUCUUAAAAUAUUCCAAAGCCAAAAAUCUGGACAUCAACAGCAAACUGCAAGAAUACCUCAGCAAGUUCAAGCGCCUCGAGGACUUCCGAGUGGAUCCACCCAUGGGAGAGGAAGGUGGACACAAGAGAUACCCAACGACGUCAGGGGGAGAUGGCAGGAAGCGCUACCCAUCCCAGUCUUCCAGCAAAACGGUCAGCCAGUGCCCAUCCAGCCAAGCCCACGCCUCGCCCAGUCAGCCUGCACAAGAGGAUGCCAAAAACCUGAGCCAGCAAGUCCCUGCUGCAGAGUCGCAGACAGUGGGGAAGUAGAGAGGAUGCAGCUUCUGCUUCCCACCAGGAGACGGGAUGGGUUGUGGGGGACUGGCUCAGAGAAGAGGAUGAGGGGUUGUGAUGGGAAGGGAGUUGGAAUGUGGGUGCCCAGGAAUAGCCUGCUGGGAGAAACUUCAACGCACAUGAUUUUUUUUCUCUUGUGGCUGGAAAGCAAAGACGAUUCGCAUCUAAAACACCGUUUUGCUAUUACAAACCUGACCAGAGCCAGACCCACCCCCACCAGAUCCACCCUUUGCUUUUCCUUCUCAUCCCUCCCCUCCUGUGCACACGCUCGUGUCUUAGUGUAUCUUCAAAAAAGUAUUCUGGCUGGGUUGGAAAGGGGAGAUUUUUUUAUUAUUAUUAUAUAUAUAUAUCAAGUUUUAAAUUAUUGCUAGAGGUUUGUCCAGAUUUACCAAAACAAGUCCGCUCUGUGCAGCCCUGGUGACUCCUUUUGUGUCCCCACCCCUUGGAUCGCUGGGCAGCCCGGCCAGGAAGCUCAGAGGAGUGAGGUUCCCUCGCAGGGGCCGAAGCCACAGCAUUGCAGUGCUGCGGAGCCUCUGAUCUCCAUGACCUGGCUGACAUUUCCCAUCCCAUGUCUGGCAGUGCUUCUUCGACACCAACCGUCGCUAAAGGCACCCAGCCCUGUUGGUCUUCCCGGUCCGUCCUCCCCAGCGUCUUCAUCUCCAACCUUCUCGCGGGUCUGGCUCUCCCUCUGCCCACCUCUUCUCCCUUCCAUCACGGACAAUUUGGAAAUCAACCAAAGGACCUUUGCCAAGGAUAGGUUUGUUGUGACUCCUUCCUGCAAGAAUGGCAGCUGGGAGGCUGGCAGGCACCUGGACUUGAAAUCUGCGUGGAUGCCGCAGCCGCCUGCCCAGGGCCCAUUGCAUGCAAAGACAGGACUUUGCUGAAGGAGCCUUCCUCUUCCUUUUCCCUUGGAAAAAUGAAACAAACAACAACGAAAAAACACAAUACCCCUGAAACAACAACAACAAAAACUCUAGAAAGACAUCUUCCUUUGCUUUCUUCCUUGGAUAUAUUAAUUGAAGACGAAAAAAAAAAAAGAAAAAAAACACAAAAAUACAAAAAAAAAAAAAAAAAAAAAAGUUGCCUUAUGGUGGAGCUGGAAUGGGGAGGCUCACUGGCCUCUCGUGCCCCAGGGCGUGCUGGGCGUUUUGCCCACACCCACAGACUCCUCCCGGCACUGCUGCCGAGCCCACCUGCCCUGCAGCCUCCUCCAACCCACAGCUCCCUGGGACGCUCCUGCAGGGAAGGCACUGAUGGCAGUCAUACUCCAGACUUGUGCUCACCACGUAGUUGAAGUCCUAUGUUGUGUACAUACUACUGUAGCAUCCUCCCUGCAACGGUGACUGUGAGCUUGUGACAUCGCUCGGCCUUUUCUGGGCAGCCUGGGUUGUGCCUGGGAGGUGGGCAGCGUCUGUCAAGGCAGCUGGAGGGACUUUGGUGCUGGGAGGGCAGGCAAGGCCUCAUGCAACCCGAUGCUGUUGUCUGAUACACAGUGCAACUCCUGCUGCCAGCCAGUGAAUCUUGCUCUAUGUCCCAGUAGGCAGUUGCCCAUUGGAGGAGGGCUGUUGCCUGGGUAGCUGCACUGGGGGCUGUGACAAUGUCCUGGGGGCUGUGCUGUGCAGCACUGGCUGGGCUGUGGCCAGCAAAUCCUCCCCAGGUCCAUAUUGGUUGCAUCCCUCACAAACACGUGGCUGUGUGGGGGGACAUGGUCCAGGAGUGAGAUUUGUGCCCCCGGCUCAGAGCACCUCUUCAGUGAGAGCUGCUUGCCCUGCUGCUCUGCUCUGUGCCCUGGGUCAGGACCUGUGCUUUGCAGCUGGCUUGGUUGAAACUCUGGCACGCUGUCCUCAUGUGCUGUGAGCAUGCUGUGUUUGCAUGGUGCGGAGCGGGCGCUUGGUGGGCUGUGGAAAGAUACAGCUGAUUGCAUUGUCCUCUGCAAAAUCAAAAGCUGGUAACGAACAUUUCCCUAAAGUAUUUUGAAGUCAGUACAGCACUGUGUCUUGUAGCUGCAGGAGGGAGCCGUGUCCUUAGGCUGUGUCUGUAUGGCUGUGAGGCUUGCGGGUAGGAGUAACCAGGUGCUGAGCAGAACUCAAGGUGCUGAGAUGGGCAAGGGGCUGGAGGUUGGAGUGGCUGCAGCUGCUUGCUGAAUCCUGGCUGAUGUUGCCUUCCUGAACUGACACUGCAUCAAAGUCUUGCUUUAUAGGUGAGGGAGAGGUACUGGUCUACAGGGCAGCUUUGUGAACUUGGGAUUGAGAGCAUAGCCGAGGGUUGAGUGAAACUGGGCAGCUGCUGCUUCACUGUUUCCUCAUGGUGUGAUCUUGUUCUGGUCUGUCUGCUGCUAUCACAACGUUCUGCAGCUUGGUACCGCUUGGAGGCUGGGUUUGGGAUGUUAUGUCCAGGUCCUCAACUUGCUCUGGGUUUCCCAGCGUACGCAGGCUGGGCUGGCAAUUAGCUUUGGUGUAACUGCAGCCUCAGCUGUUAUGUCUGCAUUUCUCUUCUCCUGUGAGCUGAGUCGGAUCUCUGAUACAGUGCAUGUGACAGGGCUUGGCCCUGCUUUGGGAAGGAAAAGCCUUGGAGCCUGGACUUGAGGUUGACCAAGGCUGUUAGAGAAGUUUUGAUGGUUGUGUGCAAGUGGCAGCAGGUUUGAACGUGCUGCAAGUGGUCCUUGCUGCGUUCCCUGUGUUCCUCUCAUUGGUGCGUGUUCUUUGGAUGCCGAUGAGCUGCUUUUGAGCAACAAACAAAACAGGAAACUAGGAGAAACAAACUCCUGCUGUGGAGAUGUUCCUUGUGGAACAGACUGUGGAAUUGUUUGGGUGAUAGAAGAGGCAAACAAUGUCCCAUAGAAUUUUCCAGAACUUGAACUGAUCUGAAAUUAUCCCUCUAAUUUCUGAGGCUGAGGCUCUGUCUGGUCUUGGCACAGAAGAGUUUUCCCCUCUGAGUCAGUGCUUGGUUGCAUUGGUGUGGCUGAGGGUGGCUUUUGCAGGAGGUCAGAGGAGAGAUCCCAGCCGUUGCAGUCUCUGUUAGGGGACAGCAAGCUGCGUGCUGCUGUGUGCCCUGUAGCAUCUCCAUGGGACAGCAGCAUCUCCAGAGAAUGAAGGGAAGGUGGAAACAAACAGCCUGCUCAGCUGGUGCCUGCAGGGCAGGUGAUGACAUCCGCAGGUACAGUGGAACUGCUCGAGGGCUGAGCUCUGCAUGGCUGUCUCGUGUCCUACAGCAGGCAUGGGGAUGGGGCUGCAGUGCUCCCCCUCUUGCAUGCACACCCUGCUGGUGCUGUGCAGCCAUGUGCAUCAGGCACUGUGCAUCAGGUGUCGCUCGUGGCUCGCUCCGCCCCAGGGAAAUAGGACAGCUGUCCAGAGUGUGGUUUUGCUUGGAUUCCUCUUGUCCUCCUGCUGAGGAAGGAGUUUGGCCUUGCUUUUAGUUUGGAUGCUUCAUCACGAUCAUAUAUAAUGAUUUUUUUAAAAUUGUUAUAACGAUCUGAGCAAUCAGGUGCUCAGUUCCUGUGACUGCAAUGCCACUUGCUGACCCCUGCAUGGCUGCAGGCACUCGCAGCAGCUCCAGACCUCUGGCAGGGGUCAGCAGUGAAGCUGGAUGGUGUGUUUCAGAGGAGACUUUGUUGCUUAAUAUGUUCAUUUGGGGGGGAGGGGGGGAAAGGAAAGAAAGAUAAUAAUAAUAAUAAUAAUAGUACUGCUGCUCCAUUUGCCUGUCUGUCCCUCUCCCUGCUGCACCCCCCCGUCAGCAGCUUUUUGCUGUAGCCCAUGGGUUCCCUCGAGGUUUGGCAACUGCUCACAUUGCUUCAGACUGGUGACUGUACUGUAACGAUGAUUUGUGAACCUCAGCAUGCUGCCACGUGUCCACACAUUCAGCGUGGCGGUGCAGAGGGGGCCUUUAGCUGUUAAUGCCUUUCCAGUUAUUUUAUCAAAAGGAAAAGGAAAAAAAAAAAGAAAAAAGAGAAGAAAAAAAAAAAAAAAAAAGAAAACUGUAAAUGUAGCAAGCUGUGUUUGCAAUGCUUAUUUUCUCCUGUUUCCUCUGAGACUGGUUAUGUCACUGUCACUGUUUAGAAAUGGAUGCUAGGCUCUUUUAGAGAGGGUUGCUACACUUGAUGUUAAAUGCCUCACUGACUCUUUUCUUUUUUUUUUUUUUUUUUUUUUUUUUUUAAAGUUU
This is a messenger RNA of Lagopus leucura (white-tailed ptarmigan), 7196 nucleotides long. RefSeq names its product La ribonucleoprotein 1, translational regulator (gene LARP1). The coding region runs from base 417 to 3014 and encodes 865 amino acids. Gene Ontology annotation, molecular function: RNA cap binding. Gene Ontology annotation, biological process: positive regulation of translation; mRNA stabilization. NCBI's taxonomy places the organism in Eukaryota, Metazoa, Chordata, Aves, Galliformes, Phasianidae. The record is from RefSeq and is a predicted model, not a curated record. Gene Ontology annotation, cellular component: cytoplasmic stress granule; cytosol. The transcript is spliced from 20 exons.